AUGAGCACUACAGUCCGCACGCAGAACAACCCCAGCCAGACGCGUCAUCUGCAUGGCCCCGCAGCCAACAUAAUUGCGUUACUGUAUGGCCCUCAAAAUAUUGGUCAACCACCUGCUCUCAUUCUCUUCCUCUCCAUCAUUACCCAUCUGUGUUGCGCAACUCGACAACCGCGACCUGUCGACAUUAUGACGCGGAAGGAGGGUGGAACACCGAAGAGGGAAUCGGCUGAGAAGGAUCAAGGUGCCAGGAACCAUCGAGACUCCUCGGUCGAGUCCUGUAUCGUCCUGGCCAUCUCAACAAUCGUCGCUGCACCUCACGUGACACGAUCAGCAGAUUCCGAGGCAUCCAUGGGCAAGGAGAGUCCUGUGACGCCAGAUGAGCAACCAAUCAAAUCCGAAGAAGAAGACCGUAUCGGUAUGCUGGUGUCCUUGUCAAUGGUUGAGCCCUCUGGCCAGUGCAAAGCAACAACUCCCGAACCACUGAAUUUCUCUUGCCACGAACAUCAGAAACAGAAGUGCGAGACUCUCCCAAUUCUGGUGGAUUACGGCAUUCCAGAGCAAAGGUUCGAGGAGCCUACAACGGAGGAGAGGUCAGAUAUUCCUGCAAUGAAAGAUACACCAGGCUCUAUACCCGACUUGCUUUUAAGAAGGAAUCCUCAGAAGGCAACAGCGACAUAUCUCGAGACAAUCGCCGUUAAGAACAAGAUUGCCAAAGAAGAGGAACUACAGAAGAAGCUCCAGGACAAAAUGGACUACAACUGCAAUGUGAUCCUCGAUUGCGAUGUCAGUAUUGACGUUGAGCGUCGUGCAAUCGAGAGUGCCAGACGCAGGGGAAGGCCAUUUUGGAUCCCAUGGUCGAUGGAACGUCAACGCUACCUUACGUUUAAACGCAAGAACCUUCAGAAGAAAAAUGCUGAGAUGGAGGGAGUAAGGAAGCGUCGCUGCAAGAAGCUUGAUGGACUGAUGUCCGAGAAACAAAAACUUGAGGAGGAGGUUACUGCAUAUUGAUAUGUUGCAAGAUAGUGUCAAGAUGGUAGGGGUUGAAUUUGAUUGAGGCAAGCUUUCGAAUGAGUGAUAGAAGGGAGAGUGGUUGUACUGGAGAAGAUGAUAUGAUGAAAGAGGACGGGCCUGGCUUAGGCAAUGCUAUGAUGAUG
Messenger RNA from Fusarium oxysporum Fo47, 1154 nucleotides. RefSeq lists its product as uncharacterized. NCBI's taxonomy places the organism in Eukaryota, Fungi, Ascomycota, Sordariomycetes, Hypocreales, Nectriaceae. The transcript is spliced from 2 exons. The coding region runs from base 1 to 1008 and encodes 335 amino acids. The record is from RefSeq and is a predicted model, not a curated record.